GUUGUGUUUUUUAUAACGAGAGCUUUCAGUGUUUUUCUUCUUGAUUAUCCCAGAAAGGUUUUUAUCCAACUAUUACUGCCUGCUUUUACCUUUUUUAAGGUUAUACAAUAAUCAGCCGGUCAGCCUUCAAAUGUGUAGCUAUUUACCUAAAAGCUGCUGUUAAUCUUUACAAGACCUCAACACUCUGGUUUCCAGCGAGACAGAAUGAUCAUCUAACAAGUUUGUGUGCAGUUACAUGAAAACACCCUUCAUGUCCUCUGGUGUGGACUCUGCUAUGGAUCAGUGUGAGGACAGAGAGGAGGGAGUCCCCCCCUCUAAAACCAGUCUGUGUGGGGAACAUGGCACAAGGACCAGAGCUCAGAGCCCAGAGCAGCAGAAACAAGACUCUCCUGGACUUGGACUUGGACUUGGACCUGGACCUGAACCCAGCUGUGUGUCCAUCAAGAAUGAAGUGUCCAUGGAGCCUUCUUAUAAUUUUAAAGGGCAACAUUGUUCUGAAACACACUUUCAGAGACCUGACUCUGCUGUGACCAGUUGUGUGUCAAUCAAGAGUAACUGGUCUAUGGAUAAACCAAAUGAUUUUAAUGGACAACAAACUUCUGAAAUGCAGAUCCAGCAGCAAAGACAAGACUGUUGUGUGCCCAUCAGUGUGUCCAUAAAGAGUGACGUCUCUAUGGAUAAACCUCUCUACUUCAAAGAUAAGGAAAACUCUGCCAAGCAAAGAGUUGAUCAGGAUAAAUCAGAUGUUCCCAGUGGUCAGUCUGCACAGCAGCAUCAAACAGAUCUGGACUCCAUAUUUAUGUUGCUUGAGGACAAUAUUGUCAGUUUUGUGAAAAACGAACUGAAGAGGUUUCAGAGGGUUCUGAGUCCAGAUUACCCAGAAUGCUUAGAGAGUCAGAAGGAGGAUGAGGAGGUGUUGGACGGUGAGGAUGAAGAGCAGAGGAUGAGCAGCAGAGAGGCAUUUCUGAAGAUCACACUGCACUUCCUGAGGAGAAUGAAGCAGGAGGAGCUGGCUGACUGUCUGCAGAGCACAAAUCAGCUGUGCCGGUGUAAACUCAAGUCUAACCUGAAGAAGAAGUUCCAGUGUGUGUUUGAGGGGACUACUAAACCAGGAAACCCAACCCUUCUGGAUCAGAUCUACACAGAGCUCUACAUCACAGAGGGAGGGAUUGCAGAGGUCAAUGAUGAACAUGAGGUCAGACAGAUUGAAACGGCAUCCAGGAAACCAGACAGACCAGAAACAACAAUCAGACAAGAAGACAUCUUCAAACCCUCACCUGGAAGAGAUAAACCAAUCAGAACAGUGAUGACAAAUGGAGUGGCUGGCAUUGGGAAAACAGUCCUAACACAGAAGUUCACUCUGGACUGGGCUGAAGACAAAGCCAACCAGGACAUACACUUCACAUUUCCAUUCACUUUCAGAGAGCUGAAUGUGCUGAAAGAGAAAAAGUUCAGCUUGGUGAAACUUGUUCAACACUUCUUUACUGAAACCAAAGAAGCAGGAAUCUGCAGGUUUGAAGAGUUCCAGGUUGUGUUCAUCUUUGAUGGUCUGGAUGAGUGUCGACUUCCUCUGGACUUCCACAACAAUGAGGUCCUGACUGAUGCUACAAAGUCCACCUCAGUGGAUGUGCUGCUGACAAACCUCAUCAAGGGGAACCUGCUUCCCUCUGCUCGCCUCUGGAUAACCACACGAUCUGCAGCAGCCAAUCAGAUCCCUCCUGGGUGUGUUGACAUGGUGACAGAGGUCAGAGGGUUCACUGACCCAAAGAAGGAGGAGUACGAGGAGAGAUUCAGAGAUGAGGAGCAGGCCAACAGAAUCAUCUCCCACAUCAAGACAUCACGAAGCCUCCACAUCAUGUGCCACAUCCCAGUCUUCUGCUGGAUCACUGCUACAGUUCUGGAGGAGGUGUUGAAGACCAGAGAGGGAGGAGCACUGCCUAAGACCCUGACUGAGAUGUACAUCCACUUCCUGGUGGUUCAGUCCAAACUGAAGAACGUCAAGUAUAAUGGGAGAUCUGAGCAAGAUCCACACUGGACUCCAGAGAGCAGGAAGAUGAUUGAGUCUCUGGGAAAACUGGCUUUUGAGCAGCUGCAGAAAGGCAACCUGAUCUUCUAUGAAUCAGACCUGACAGAGUGUGGCAUCGAUGUCAGAGCAGCCUCAGUGUACUCAGGAAUGUUCACACAGAUCUUUAGAGAGGAAGGACUGUACCAGGUCAAGGUGUUCUGCUUCGUCCAUCUGAGCGUUCAGGAGUUUCUGGCUGCUCUUCAUGUCCAUCUGACAUUCAUCAACUCUGGUGUCAAUCUGCUGUCAGAAGAACAAUCAACCUCCCAGUUGUCUAAAGUCUUCAGAGAAAAACCUAAACUAAAAGAUCUCUACCAGAGUGCUGUGGACAAGGCCUUACAGAGUCCAAAUGGACACCUGGACUUGUUCCUUCGCUUCCUCCUGGGUCUUUCACUGGAGACCAAUCAGACUCUCCUACGAGGCCUGCUGACACAGACAGAAAAUAGCUCUGAGACCAAUCAGGAAACAGUCCAGCACAUCAAAAAGAAGAUCAGUGACAAUCUCUCUGCAGAGAGAAGCAUCAAUCUGUUCCACUGUCUGAAUGAAAUGAAUGAUUGUUCUCUAGUGGAGGAGAUCCAACAGUACCUGAGAUCAGGAAGUCUCUCCACAGAUAAACUGUCUCCUGCUCAGUGGUCAGCUCUGGUCUUCAUCUUACUGUCAUCAGAAAAAGAUCUGGACGUGUUUGACCUGAAGAAAUACUCUGCUUCAGAGGAAGCUCUUCUGAGGCUGCUUCCAGUCGUCAAAGCCUCCAAAAAAUCUGUGCUGAGUGGCUGUAAUCUGUCAGAGAGAAGCUGUGAAGCUCUGUCCUCAGUUCUCAGCUCCCAGUCCUCUAGUCUGAGAGAGCUGGACCUGAGUUACAACGACCUGGAGGAUUCAGGAGUGAAGCUGCUGUCUGCUGGACUGGAGAGUUCACACUGUAGACUGGAAACUCUCAGGCUGUCAGGUUGUCGGGUCACAAAGGAAGGCUGUGCUUUUCUGGCCUCAGCUCUAAGCUCCAACCCCUCCCAUCUGAGAGAGCUGGACCUGAGCUACAAUCAUCCAGGAGACUCAGGAGUGAAGCUGCUGUCUGCUGGACUGGAGAAUCCACACUGGAGACUGGACACUCUCAGGGUGGAUCAUUGUGGUGAAAAGAGGCUGGAACCUGUGAAGUAUUUCUGUGAACUCACACUGGACACAAACACAGCAAACCAACACCUCCAACUGUCUGACAACAACAGGAGGGUGACACGGUUAUGCAAGUGUCAACCAUACCCUGAUCAUCCAGAAAGAUUUAACUACUGCUGGCAGCUGCUGUGUAGAAAUGGUCUGACUGGUCGCUGUUACUGGGAGGUCGAGUGGAGAGGAGAGGUUGUUAUUGCAGUGACUUACAGAGGAAUCAGCAGGAGAGGAAAGGCUUGUGAUUGCAGAUUUGGAUGGAAUGAUCAGUCCUGGAGUCUAUACUGCUCUAAUAAACGAUACUUUGUUUAUCACAAUAAAACAGUGACACCCAUCUCCCAUCCCCCCUCCUCGCACAGAGUAGCAGUGUAUGUGAACUGUCCCGCGGGCACUCUGUCCUUCUACAGAGUCUCCUCUGACACUCUGAUCCACCUCCACACCUUCAACACCACAUUCACUGAACCUCUUUAUCCUGGCUUUGGUUUUGGGCUUGGUUUUAGAUUUAAAAGCAGGUCUUCAGUGUCUCUGUGUGAGCCAUACAGGAGUCUCCUGGAUAAAGAAAGACAGCUGACUGAAAAGAGUGGCUGAAAUGGCUUAAUUUGUAUAAUAUCACACACGUUCAUUAGACAAACCUACACGUCACUGUCACGUCAGUGCACACAGGAAUAGAAGUACUAAGCAAAUCAUAAUAUACACUAUAAUACAAGUAAGAUAAAUUAAAUGCAAAGUAUAAAAGCUAAAAAAAGUGUAAGUACCAAAAGAAGUUGAUAAGUAUGUACGGUAUAAUACAAUGUAAUAACAUAAGUAAUAAGUAAUAGUGCAAUAAUGAGUAC
Molecule: messenger RNA, 4050 nt
Organism: Siniperca chuatsi (mandarin fish)
Lineage: Eukaryota; Metazoa; Chordata; Actinopteri; Centrarchiformes; Sinipercidae
Product: protein NLRC3-like
Molecular function (GO): protein binding
Source: RefSeq, a predicted model, not a curated record